Messenger RNA from Lodderomyces beijingensis, 660 nucleotides. The record is from the annotation of a GenBank genome assembly. Lineage: Eukaryota; Fungi; Ascomycota; Pichiomycetes; Serinales; Debaryomycetaceae.
AUGCUUCAUUCUAUUAGCUCGCUUCUAUUGCUUCUUCCGGUCAUUUACUAUGCAUUUGACCAGUUGUUCCACACUUGGUUGCCUACAAACUACAAGUUCGACAAGGUUGUGCUCCAGCAGUUGGUGCAAGAGACACUUGCAAACAACCCAGGCGGCAACGCCACGGCGAUCAUGAUGGAGCUUACUCCCAAGCUCCAAGAAGCGUACCCGGGCUUGGUCAACGACUUGACGUUUGACGAGUGGUUCUACAAUAACGCGGGCGGAGCCAUGGGCCAAAUGACCAUUUUGCACGCGUCUAUAUCCGAGUAUCUCAUCUUCUUUGGUACAGCAGUGGGAACAGAGGGUCAUACCGGUGUUCACUUCGCCGACGAUUACUUCACCAUUUUGACUGGCGAGCAAAGAGCCGCGUACCCGGGAUCGUUGGAGCCCGAGAUUUAUAGGCCGGGUGACCAGCACCAUUUACCCAAGGGGCAUGUGAAGCAGUACAUGAUGCCUGGACAGUCGUUUGCUUUGGAGUUGGCUCAAGGCUGGAUUCCAGCUAUGCUCCCUUUUGGCUUGUUGGAUACUUUGAGCUCGACUUUGGACUUCCAUACGUUCUACUUGACGUCGUAUUACACCGCGAGAGAUAUGAUCAAGAAUUUGUUAAGGGGAAAAUUCUAA